UCCAUACGGCUUUCAAACGUCUCUCGAACUAACGCUCAACCAUGCAGUCAACAGCAAGUCUUCGUUUUGGUCUUUUGAUAUCCUUGAUUUUGGUCACCGGAACGCAAGGACAAUACGACAUUUACGGGGAUUAUGGUUCAUAUGGUUUUGACCCUCAGGACUAUAUUUAUGGGGAUAAUAGCUACGGUAGCAACUGCCCACCGAAUGGAAAACCAGUUUGUGCCACUUCAGGAUACGAUUACCAACUAUUUUCUAGUAAAUGUGAACUGGACUCCAACAAUAUGAAGCGUCUCUUCACGGGCAAUGCUGAAAUGACCACCACCGACUUGUUCUAUUGUACAUCAAAGAGUUCAUCGUCAUCUCAAUAUUAUUCACAAGUCUAUUCGAAUGCUGCGCCGGCAGCAUAUGGUGUGAAUACUGAUACAAGAUCUUUUGCCUAUGCGGCAGCAAGUGGCAUGUAUGGAGCAAAGGCAAUUGCCGAAGCACCUGGACCAUAUCAAGUUUAUAGCCAACAAAGUGGAUCUGCUUAUAAGCCAUAUGGUUUGAAAUAUCAAACAACAACGGCUGCCACCUCAACGGCUGCUUCCACAACGGCUGCCACCUCAACGGCUGCUUCCACAACGGCUGCCGCCUCAACGGAUGCUUCCUCAACCACUGCUACACCCACAUAUACCUAUCCCACUUAUCCUACUUAUCCAACAACGACAUCGACAACAGCAGCAACUACAACAACUACAGCGAAUCCAAGCACAACGACAACAACCGCAGCGCCAACAUCGACAACGACCACGACGACAACUGCAGCACCAACUACAACGACUACAACAACAGCAGCAACGACAACAACCACAGAACCAACAACGACAACGACGGCUGCAACAACAACUACCGCUGCAACGACGACAACAACAGCAGCAACGACAACAACCACAGAACCAACGACGACAACGACGGCUGCAACAACAACAACCGCUGGAACUACGACAACAACAGCAGCAACGACAACAACCACAGAACCAACGACGACAACGACGGCUGCAACAACAACAACCGCUGGAACUACGACAACAACAGCAGCAACGACA
Molecule: messenger RNA, 1085 nt
Organism: Drosophila willistoni
Lineage: Eukaryota; Metazoa; Arthropoda; Insecta; Diptera; Drosophilidae
Product: integumentary mucin C.1
Exons: 2
Source: RefSeq, a predicted model, not a curated record